AUAGUUUCAAACCGUACAGGGAACGAGUGUGUAAUACAAUCUUUGUUUGUGUGGAAAAUACUUCAACUAAACGGCAGACAAUAUGCCUACACAGAGGAUCCAUAUUAACUUGGUCAUCAUUGGACACGUGGACAGUGGCAAGUCCACAACUACUGGUCACCUCGUCUACAAAUGUGGAGGGGUUGAUCCCAGAACACUUGAGAAGUAUGAGAAGGCUGCAUCCCAGAUGGGAAAGACUUCCUUCAAGUAUGCUUGGGUUCUGGAUAAAUUGAAAGCGGAGCGAGAACGUGGCAUUACAAUUGACAUUUCCUUGCUGAAAUUCAACACCCAAAAAUACACCUUUACCAUAAUUGAUGCACCUGGCCAUCGUGACUUCAUCAAAAACAUGAUCACGGGCACCUCACAGGCGGAUGCGGCUCUACUGGUGGUUUCUGCUGCCAAGGGUGAAUUUGAGGCUGGUGUCUCUCGCAAUGGCCAGACAAGAGAGCAUGCUUUGCUAGCUUACACUCUUGGUGUCAAACAGCUCAUGGUUUGUGUCAACAAAAUGGACCUCACCGAACCACCAUUCAGCCAGAAACGUUACGACGAGGUGGUGAGGAAUGUCUCCACGUUUAUCAAAAAGAUUGGGUUUGAAAUCGGUACGGUGCCUUUCAUACCAGUUUCCGGUUGGAGUGGUGAGAAUAUGAUCGCACCGACUCAAAAGAUGCAAUGGUUCAAAGGGUGGAAGCUCAAGAGGAAAGAAGGUUUCUCAAGUGGCCGAACCCUACUGGAGGUCCUUGACUCUUUACUACCUCCAGCACGCAAUGCAAGCAAGCCGUUGCGUCUACCAUUGCAGGAUGUCUACAAGAUUGGUGGUGUUGGCACUGUCCCUGUGGGUAAGAUUGAGACUGGGGUCUUAAAGCCUGGGAUGAUCCUGACCUUCUCACCAGCGAAGUUGACCGCAGAGGUCAAGUCCAUCGAGAUGCAUCACCAGGGGCUUCAGACCGCCCUCCCUGGCCACAACGUGGGCUUUAACAUUAAGAACGUCGCUGUGAAGAAUCUACGAAGGGGAGACGUUGCAGGAAAUUCACAGCAGGAUCCGCCAUCUGACGUUAGCAGUUUCAUUGCUCAGAUAAUCAUGCUGAACCACCCAGGAAAAAUCAAGGUUGGUUACGCCCCUGUGCUGGACUGCCACACAACCCACGUUUCCUGUCGUUUUGCCGAGCUGAGGGAAAAGCUUGACAGGCGUUCUGGGAAGAAGCUGGAGGAUUCUCCCCAAUAUCUGAUGUCUGGAGAUGCCGCUACAGUCAAACUGGUCCCUAACAAACCCAUGUGUGUGGAGAGCUUCUUCAAUUAUCCACCUUUGGGUCGAUUUGCGGCAAGAGAUUUGAAACAGACCGUUGCUGUUGGGGUCAUCAAGUCUGUGGAGAAGGUUGACCAAACUAAAAAGCCUAAAGCAUCAAAAUGAAGUAGUCAUUUUGCUUGUUUAUAAUUUAUUUACCAGCAGUCUGGUAUGCGAACCAAAGAGGUUCUGUUUAAGUUAAUUCAUGUGUAUAAUUUUAUCUCGUAGCAUCCUUUGUGUUGGCUUUAAAUUAAGCUGCUUAUUUUAAAACAAAUUCCUGGUGUAAUGGGUUGAUUGUGAGCCCAUGAGAUUUUUGUAUGGAUGUAGAUCCAUUUAAAAUUGUAUGUUACUGGACUGCAAAUAAAAUUUCAGUUGUCA
Paramisgurnus dabryanus is the source of this 1699-nucleotide messenger RNA. It is a transcript of the gene eef1a1l3, whose product is annotated as eukaryotic translation elongation factor 1 alpha 1, like 3. The record is from RefSeq and is a predicted model, not a curated record. Gene Ontology annotation, biological process: translational elongation. Gene Ontology annotation, molecular function: GTP binding; GTPase activity; translation elongation factor activity. NCBI's taxonomy places the organism in Eukaryota, Metazoa, Chordata, Actinopteri, Cypriniformes, Cobitidae.